AUGACUUUAACUAAGCAAACAUGCGCCAAGCAGGCAUGCGACUGCUGUCGUAUUCGUCGAGUGAAAUGCGAUGGUAAAAGGCCGUGUAGCAGUUGCCUACAGAAUAGUUUGGAUUGCACUUAUCUGCAACCGUCGAGAAAAAGAGGUCCGAAGUCCAUUAGGUUGAGGAGCUUGAAAAGAAUAGCAGAAGUGCAGAGGGAAAGCGGUCCUAACACCAUUGCAACUGCUCCUGUAAUAUAUAAGAGGGUUCCCAAAAAGCUAAUCGAUCAGUGCUUGCGGCUCUAUCACGAUAAUUUAUACGUAAUCUGGCCCCUUCUUUCGUACGAUGACCUUCACAAACUUCUGGAGGAAAAAUACAAUGACAAUUACGUAUAUUGGUUUCUGACCGCUUUAUCAGCGGCCACCCUCAGUGAUUUACAAACUGAAAUAAAAUCUGAAGAGGAAGUCACUUUCACGGGAAAACAGUUAUCUAAUCUUUGCAUCUCAUCGUGUCAGCAAUUUGACGAUUUGGAUAACAGCAAUAUAUUCAAUAUUAUGACGUACUACUGUUUGCAUCGUAGCUUUGCACAAAUAUCGAACGCAAGAACUUCUUACAGACUCUGUUGUGAAGCGGUCGGUCUGAUUACGGUAGCAGGGUUACAUCGGGAAGAAACUUACGGAUCCCUUACAUUUGAAGAACAGCAACUUAGACGGAAACUUUAUUACUUGCUUCUCAUGACGGAGAGAUACUAUGCCAUAUAUCUUCAUUGUGCGACGAGCCUGGAUGCCACAAUAGCACCACCGCAACUUGAACUUGUAACUGAUCCUCAGCUUUCUAUGGACAGUUUCCUUGAAAUGAUUAGGGUAUUUACUGUACCAGGAAAAUGUUUCUUCGAUGCUUUAGCCGCUGACUCUACAGAUGCUUCUUGCACUGAAGAGUCAUUGAAAAAGAUAUGGAACGAACUCCACACAACUUCCUCGGAAAUAGAGCCAUGGUCUAACGGUUACAUAGACAUCUCAUUUUCCCGGCAUUGGAUUAGGAUACUAGCAUGGAAGCUAGCUUAUCAAAUGAGGGGUAGCAACUUUUCAUUGAACGCUAACAAUGGGCAAAUACCAAUAGAAAUUGCGAGAGAUAUGUUAAUAGACACUUACUUAACCCCAGAGAAUCUUUACGAUGUCCAUGGUCCCGGGGUACCAGUGAAAACAUUAGAAAUAGCUACUGCUUUGGUGGACAUUGUAGGCCAGUAUGAUCAUAACAUGAAAUUAGAAGCAUGGAAUGUUUUGCAUGAUGUAUGCAAAUUUGCUUUUUCUUUAAACCACUAUAACAAUGAUAUGCUGAAGAGAUUUUCCACCAAAUGCCAGAAUGCCCUAAUUACUCUGCCCAUUUCUAAACCUUUACAAUUGGAUGGUUAUCCCAAGGAUAAUGAAGACAUAGACCCUUGA
Saccharomyces cerevisiae S288C is the source of this 1422-nucleotide messenger RNA. It is a transcript of the gene MAL13, whose product is annotated as transcription factor MAL13. Gene Ontology annotation, biological process: regulation of transcription by RNA polymerase II; DNA-templated transcription; regulation of DNA-templated transcription. The coding region runs from base 1 to 1422 and encodes 473 amino acids. Lineage: Eukaryota; Fungi; Ascomycota; Saccharomycetes; Saccharomycetales; Saccharomycetaceae. The record is from RefSeq and is marked reviewed. Gene Ontology annotation, cellular component: nucleus. The transcript has a single exon. Gene Ontology annotation, molecular function: DNA-binding transcription factor activity, RNA polymerase II-specific; DNA binding; zinc ion binding.